AUGGCUGCUCCCGUGGCGCUCAUUCAAGGAGCCAGCAGAGGACUGGGGCUUGAGUUCUGCAGACACAUCCUGAGAAACAAAACCCCCGCUGCUGUCAUAGCGACAUGUCGAAACCCGGAUGGAGCGGCCGAGCUGCGGGGCCUGGCCGGGCAACACCCGGGCAGACUGACGCUCCUCCAGCUGGACGUGAACCGGGAGGAGGACAUCCGUGGAGCUGCGGAUCGGGUUAAGGAGAGCUUCGGUAGGCUGGAUCUGAUCGUCAACUCCUCGGCGAUGCUUCAUCCCUCCGGUAAAGGAGAGACCAGCCUGAGAGAUGUGUCUGCUCAGGGCAUCAUUUCCACCUUGACGACCAACACAGUGGGCCCCCUGGUCAUGGCCAAGUAUUUCGCCCCCCUCCUACAGAAGGGCGGAGGGAGUUUCGGUCAGCAGCCUGCAGAGAAAGCCAAGCAGCACAGUGGCAUCAUCGUCAACAUCACCGCCAAAGUGGGAUCUAUUGGCGACAACGGUCUUGGUGGCUGGUACAGCUACAGAAUGUCUAAAGCAGCUCUCAACAUGGCUACCAGGAACCUGUCCAUAGAGCUGGGUCGCAGUCGACCCAAGGUGGUGUGUGUGUGCUUACAUCCAGGAACAGUCAACACAGACCUCUCCCGGCCGUAUCACAAGAACGUGCCAAAAGGCAAGCUGUUCAGUGCCGAACACUCUGUGACCUGUCUGAUGAGCAUCAUAGACUCUCUGAACAUUGACAAGACUGGCAGGGCGUACAGCUGGGACGGGACUGAACUUCCUUGGUAGAAACAAUAAAUGGACAGAGAAAGAGAGGUUAAUUUACUGACCUCUGCUCUUGACGGAGCGUGCAAUGAGCUGGACUUUACACUGAAAGGAGGUUCUCAAGGUGGAGUGACAGUCUAAACAGUCAAAAACAAACCUCUUUCACUACCUCACAACCAGCCAAAGUUUAAUACAGUUGUAGUUAUACUAAUGAUCUAAUGCAGAACAGUGUGUUUCCCUCUGCUCCAGUCUUUGGGGCAAGCUAAGCCAAACAUCUGCUAGCCUGUAGCUUCUUGACAGACAGAUGUGAGGGUGGUACUGAUCUUCAGGGUUGGGGAGUAAUGGAAUACAAGUAACUGUUUCCUUGAGUGUGAUGCCUAAAAGCAAUUUCAGAUACUCCUGUUUGUGUUUCGUGCCUUAUUGUUUAAUAAAAUCAGUGUUUGU
Messenger RNA from Epinephelus fuscoguttatus (brown-marbled grouper), 1212 nucleotides. RefSeq lists its product as uncharacterized. NCBI's taxonomy places the organism in Eukaryota, Metazoa, Chordata, Actinopteri, Perciformes, Serranidae. The record is from RefSeq and is a predicted model, not a curated record. The coding region runs from base 1 to 792 and encodes 263 amino acids. The transcript has 4 exons.